AGAGCUGCGGACCGCUACAAACUUCUCCGUACUGACAUCUGCAGGGGCUGCCGGGCUGCACGCUGACCACUGACCACUGGACUAAAAAAAACUUCACAACCGCAACUGAGCCACUAAAAAAUAACCGCUAAGCACUUAAAGUAGGAGAACAUGGGGAAGGAAAGCGCUUUUUUGCUCGUUAUCUGGAUGCUUUUUGCAAGCACCUUCUCCAGCUAUGCAACCACAGCUGAACCGGUAGUUGAGGCAGACACUUUCAGCAACAUCACAGCAAACUCUACAGACUGGAUGGUGGACUUUAGUGACAUUGAAUCCAAGUUUUCGCUAAGAACCAGCGAUGAACCCGAAGAUGACCUGUGCUACAUAGUCCCAGGACAGCGGGAAACUAUUAAAGAGUGCAAUUUCAAUCCGGACAGCAAAACUUUCAUAGUCAUUCAUGGAUGGACGGUCACUGGAAUGUACGAGAGCUGGGUUCCUAAGCUGGUGACGGCGUUGUAUGAACGUGAACCAACAGCCAAUGUCAUUGUGGUAGACUGGCUCGUCCGGGCCCAGCAACACUAUCCAACCUCAGCUGCCUACACCAAACUGGUGGGCAAAGAUGUGGCCAAGUUCGUCAACUGGUUACAGGCUGAACUUGAGUACCCAUGGGAGAAGCUCCAUAUCCUGGGCUACAGUCUUGGUGCUCACGUAGCUGGGAUUGCAGGACUCCUCAUGAGAAACAAAGUCAACAGGAUCACAGGUUUAGAUCCAGCCGGCCCAACCUUUGAAUAUGCAGAUGCCCAAAGCACGCUUUCCCCUGACGAUGCCCUGUUUGUGGACGUGCUUCACACCAACACGCGUGGCUCUCCCGACCGCAGCAUCGGCAUCCAGAGACCUGUGGGGCAUGUGGACAUCUACCCCAACGGAGGAACUUUCCAGCCUGGGUGUGAUCUGCAGAACACCAUGAUGAUGGUGGCUACCACUGGCUUGAGAAACAUGGACCAGAUUGUGAAGUGUUCCCAUGAGCGCUCCAUCCAUCUUUUUAUUGACUCGUUAAUCAACAUGGAGCAGCAAAGCAUGGCCUACCGCUGCAGCUCCAAGGAAACCUUCAACAAGGGGGUGUGCCUCAGCUGCCGGAAGAACCGCUGCAACAAGGUGGGCUACGACGUGACCAAAGUGCGCAGCCGCAGGAGCAGCAAGAUGUACAUGAAGACCAGAGACAUGAUGCCAUACAAAGUUUACCACUACCAAGUAAAGGUCCACUUCUUCAGCCAGAGCAAGAUAAGCUACACUGACCAGCCCAUGAAGAUUUCCCUGUACGGCUAUGCUGGAGAGAAAGAAAACAUUCCCUAUGUUAUGCCUACUAUGAACACCAACACCACUGUGUCGUUCUUGCUGACCACGGAUGUGGACAUUGGAGAGCUGAUGAUUGUGAAGCUGGUUUGGGAGAAGGAUACAAUCAUCAGCUGGCCUUGGUGGAAUCCCGACACCUUCCAUAUCCGCAAACUACGCGUCAAAUCCGGAGAGAGACAGUCCAAAGUGAUCUUCAUUGCUAAAGAAGGUGAGUUUUCCUACCUUGCCCGUGGAGGGGAUGCUGCUGUGUUUGUGAAAGACAAGGAAGCCCAGUCGAGCCAGAAAAAUGAAAGGUUGCAGAAGCUGAAGAUGCGUGGCAGUUCCUUCAAGAAGAGCACAGAAUAGAGCGGCACUUGCAGAGUCACCCUUUUGCCAGAGCCCGAGACGAGCCUGCUGGGAACUGGACUGGUAGAGACUGCGCGGUUUCUGUAUGUUCCGAUUCCAAGCCUGUCAUUGAAUAGUAGCAAUUAACACAAAAGAUCCUCAUCCAUAAGCACAUCCUGCAAGGAACUGUACUCUUUUAACUUUUAACUGCUGAGCAGUUUUCAAAUCGAAAAGCCACGUCUAAUACCGCUCAGUAUUUUUUUUUCCUUUCCUCAAAAAAUGUGAUAAUCAAAGGUCACUGAAGCCUAAAGCACUGCAAGAAGGUGAUCUGGAAAAAUUGUAAUGCUAUUGCACCUCCUUCAAUGGCAGUUCAGUGGCUGAAUCAUGGAAGGAUGCGAUCCUGAUCACAUCUCUUUGGCUAUGAAAUAUUUUUUCAAAUGAAAGAUAGAAGUCUUAUUGUUAUGCAAUAUAUAUGUACUUAUAUGUAAGUAAACUCUUACACUGUUAUAACGUGUGUACUGAAUCUCUGUCUGCUUUGGUCAAACCAAAGCACGGUUAAUAAACAAUGCAACGCUCGCGCGGAAGGCAAAGUGGGAGUCACGUUGAGCUGCACUUAGUCAACAGGGUUUCUUUAGGUUUACCAAAGUGCCCCUGACUGGGUCUGAGAUGACCACUGCUUUGACUGACCCGCCAUGAAGGAAAUAUAGAAGGGUCUUUAUAUUCUGUCGAUAAGUAUCACACUAGACCUACCUAAAUAGCUAGAAAAGUCAAAUGCUGAGUGUUCCCUAGCACAUUGAAGCAGUUGAUAAUGCUAAGUAAAGAUUGCGUAUAAAGGAGAGUGGUCAUAUUGACGUGCUAUAGGGGCAUAACCUGCUGUUACACUGGGUAUUGUUACAAAAAACACUGGGAGAAAAAGGGGAAAGCAUUUAAAACUCAGAUUCAAGGUUUUCUGUUGGAAUUUAGCCCCUUAAACUCCAGACUUCUUAUUCAGUUAUUAACAUUUCUGCAUAAAACAAUUUCUGAGAUGUAAAGUCAUUUAGUCAUUAAUAGUUUGUAUUUUAGAGAAACUUACCAAUUAGGGCUGAAAAAAAAGGCGAAAAAAAUCUAAUUGCGAUUUUUCAGACUAAUAUUGCAACUACGAUUUAAAUUGCAAUUAUUAAUUUUUAUUAAUUGAGACCAGAAUCUGCCUUUUCUGGCUUGAUGUUUGUGAAGUCACAACUCAGGCAGGUUUGUUGGUACCGACUGGUCUACUUUAGGCGGUUCACAAGCUCUGCUUUAAAAGAUAAAAUUUCCCACUUAAAACUUAAGACAACAUUUUUUGAUAAAGUACAGUACAAUUAUUGAAAACUGCACUGCAUUGCAUUGUGAUUUCAAUAUAAAAAUGAUUAAUCAUUCAGCCCUUUUACCAACUCUGAUACUAAACAGUGGUGGUGAUAGGAACCAGAGGUUGUGGCAUCUACAACCCAUAUAUAUAUAUAUAUAUAUACAUAUUAUUUACUAUUAAAAUGACCAGUAAACUUGUAGAACCUGUCUUCUAAAUAUAAUGUAGAUGAUGGUAAAUUAGUGCUAAAUCUGAAAAAAGACUUUUUGGGUACUAUUUUGCCUUAUAUUGUCCCAUAUUAUCUACUAUCAACAUUGCUGUGAACAAAUGAUUUACAUCUUAACAAUUAUGUUAUGCAGAAAGUUUGACAAAUUGCUGGAAUUCCCCUUUAAGACUUUUCAUUCAGUAACUAUUAUAAAUUCUUCAGUAACUACACUGAAACUAAUAUGUAGGUUAUGUAAUUAUGAGUGUGAGGAAAGUAAGUUGGGAAACACCUUCAACUCUGUGGAGUUUAAGGGGCUAAACUACAUUUCUCUUUAUUUGUACUGUUUGGUGGCACUAUGAUCCUUCAGAUCUACCUACACAUCUUUUCCACCGAAACCUGCCAGCUAACUAACACUAAUGUUCUUUGAGUGGUUCACCACAGACAGCUCCAACUCGAUUCUACCCACAGGAGCGUAUUUUUCUGAUUCCACACAGGAGUCAGUGUGUUGACCACUAUUGGACCAAAUACUCUCUCAACUAAAUCUAUGUAUGGAAAUGAUUCUUGUAAAUAUUUUUUAAUUGCCAUAUAUCCCAAAAUGUCAAUUCUAUAUCUCAAAAUGUCUACCUUUCCACUUUAUUUUGUCUGUGUUUGGUUAUUGUGUUUGGCACAGGUCACUUUAUAGAUGCAAACCGUUUAAGUCAUCAUUUAAAGCCACAAUCAGAAGCCAGUUUGCUUUCGCCAGGCGCAUAUGUUUCCAAUAGAACGUUGGAGAGUUCACCUUAUAGAUGCCUAAUUUCUCAAAUACUGUGAACCAAAAUAGGACUAGCAUUGAAUUGUGGCUGAUUGUGUAAUUGGCUGGUCAGACCUUUGUGAAUGUAAGGAGGAACUCCUGAUUCAUUCAGUAUUUUAGGAGGUUUUUAUUAUGAAAUCCUUUAAUAUGUAAACUGUGAGAAGUCGUUAACACCCUGCAUUUUGAUUAUUGCCAAACAGUAUCCCAAAUUUCAGAAUUUAUUUUUAGAGACAGUCUGCACAAUUGUGCAAAAUCAAAUUGCCUGUUUAGUUGCGACAAACCCUGAUUGGUCAGUUGCCCCUUACAGUAGCCAUAAGCUCCAUUUUCAAGCAAAGAUCAGAAAUAAACAAGGCCGUUGAAAUGGAUUGCCCCACAUAAUAGCCAUAAACACCACAAGAUUAUUUAUUGAAUGUAUAUAUUUGUACAUUGGGCUUGUAUGCUGCCAUGUUUAUGUUUCUCUCUAUCUCUUUCUAUGUGAGUUAUGCAUAUCCGCUCUAUUUUUAUAAACAACUGAGUAUAAAUAAUACAGAUUGCUUGGGGGGGGGGUUCUAAUUGCCUUUUGAAUUAGUUAAUUCAUCAUAUUAAUACACUAUGCACUGUAUAAAAAUGAUAUUUUAAUAAACAGAGUAUGUUACAUAUC
Colossoma macropomum (tambaqui) is the source of this 4609-nucleotide messenger RNA. RefSeq names its product lipoprotein lipase (gene lpla). Gene Ontology annotation, biological process: lipid metabolic process. Gene Ontology annotation, molecular function: lipoprotein lipase activity; apolipoprotein binding. The transcript has 10 exons. Lineage: Eukaryota; Metazoa; Chordata; Actinopteri; Characiformes; Serrasalmidae. The record is from RefSeq and is a predicted model, not a curated record. Bases 151 to 1674 code for a protein of 507 amino acids.